AAUUACUUCAGCCUUGUAAACACUUAAAAAAUAUACCAAAAAAAAUUAUUUUACGAGAAUCAUGAAGUCGACUAUAUUUUUUAUUUCAAUCUAUUUCAUCUUAAUAAUGACGUUUGUAAAUUGUGAAGAUGAAAUUACGAAAUUAAGACGAAAAAUGAUUAUGCACGCAUCUGAAUGUUACAAUCAAAUGAAUAUAACAAAAGAAGAGGGACAAAAGAUGAGGGCAGAUCAUGAUUUUGCUAAGAAAAGAUUACGUUGCUAUUCUGCAUGUUUCAUGAAAAAAACGAAUGAGAUGAACGAGAAUAAUCAGCUGAAUAUGAAUACAAUAUCGAGUAUUGAACAUACAUUAUAUCCUGAAAAAGCCGAUGAAAUGAUGAAAGUACUAACAAGUUGUAGUGAAAAAGUCAAAGGUAUUGCAGAUAUGUGCGAUUUGGCAAAUGCUUACGAAGAAUGUUCGCACCAAAAAAUCUAGUAAAAAGAACUGUAUCAAUGAGUGGAAUUUUUGAAGUUUUAAAUAUAUAAUUUAUACAUUUUUACUACUAUAAGAGUAA
This is a messenger RNA of Leptopilina heterotoma, 551 nucleotides long. Its product is annotated as general odorant-binding protein 19d-like. The transcript is spliced from 5 exons. Gene Ontology annotation, molecular function: odorant binding. Lineage: Eukaryota; Metazoa; Arthropoda; Insecta; Hymenoptera; Figitidae. The record is from RefSeq and is a predicted model, not a curated record. The coding region runs from base 62 to 472 and encodes 136 amino acids.